UGGGCUCCCCGGGGAGGGAGGUGGCUGGGUCUGGUAGUUAGAAUGCUGUCUCUCCCUGGUGCUGUGACAACCCCUCCCCCGCUGUGCACACAAAUGGGCUUUAUACGGCAAACAAAACUGCACCCCCACCCCAGGCUACACAGGCACGUGGACCUAAGCCUCACCAAGGGGGGCGGGGUGGUGGCGAUAGGCACCGGAGAAAGACAGCACGGAAGACUAAGGUUCUCCUCGCCCCACUUCAUCUCCGCAAUCCAGAUUUUUUAAACUUUGACUUCCCAGUUCCCACCUGCGUCCUGAGGCCCCAACUUCUGUUCUUCUAGCUCCCAAGUAUGAAUCCUUUCUGGUUGGAAACAGGUUCCCCACCAGCUGGCCCACACCACCCAGGGGUGUGCUCCUCAGGCAGGCGAAUGAGAGAGAACACAGUGUCCCGGGGGAGAGAGAGGUGCGAAACCCCCCUUCUCUGCCCGAGAGAGUUCCUGGGGACACCCAUCUCGGCAGAGCAAAAGGCCAAGGAAGAGCUCACUCCAGCUGGGUUCCUGAGCCAAGGCCAGGACGCCAGGCUCCGCAGGACCUUCCUGCUCGCCUAAUCCGCUAUUUAAGGAGCUGCUCGCCUGCAGCCCGGGAGCCACCCCCCUCCUCACGUACACAGGUUCAGAGCCACCUUAAAAGCAGGAGGCUACUGUGAAGUUGCUGGCCAGUAAGUGGUGUAGAGACUACGGAGGACAUACAGACAGCAGAGAGAGAAACAGAGAGAGAGAGAGAGAGAGAGAGAGAGAGAGAGAGAGAGAGAGAGAGAGAGAGAGGAAAUUGAUCCAGAAGUUCGUUCUAACCUGAGGAAAGUCAAAUCCCUGGAAGCCUGCAGAGACAAGAGGAAAAGAUACAGACGCCAGAAACUCCUCUCUCUCCCUCACCACCUUGCUCCCAAAUUCCUGGUCCCCUGUGUGGCCUUGUGGAGAUAAUAUGUUGUUCUUCACUCUCCUGUUAAAGGUGACUUGGAUCCUGGCUGCAGAUGGGGGUCACCACUGGACGUAUGAAGGCCCACAUGGUCAGGACCACUGGCCAACCUCUUACCCUGAGUGUGGAGGCGAUGCCCAGUCCCCCAUCAACAUUCAGACAGACAGUGUGAUAUUUGACCCUGAUCUGCCUGCUGUACAGCCCCAUGGAUAUGACCAGCCUGGUACUGAGCCUUUGGAUCUACACAAUAAUGGCCAUACAGUGCAGCUCUCCCUGCCCUCUACCCUGCACCUGGGCGGACUGCCCCGGAAAUACACAGCAGCCCAGCUCCACCUGCACUGGGGUCAGAAAGGAUCCCAAGAGGGCUCCGAGCACCAGAUCAACAGCGAAGCCACGGUGGCAGAGCUCCACGUGGUCCAUUAUGACUCGGAGUCCUAUGGCAGUCUGAAAGAGGCUGCUCAGAAGCCUCAGGGCCUGGCUGUCCUAGGCAUCUUAAUUGAGGUGGGCGAGACUGAGAACUCGGCUUACGGUCACAUUCUGAGUCAUCUGCACAAAAUAAGGCAUAAAGACCAGAUAACCUCAGUGCCCCCCUUCAAUGUGAGAGAGCUGCUCCCCCAACAGCUGGAGCAGUUCUUCCGGUACAACGGCUCACUCACGACCCCACCCUGCUACCAGAGUGUCCUCUGGACAGUCUUCCACAGAAGGGCCCAGAUUUCAGUGGAACAGUUAGAAAAGCUUCAGGGGACGCUGUUCUCUACGGAAGAGGAGUCACUUACGCCCCUCGUACAGAACUACAGAAUCCCCCAGCCUCUCAACCAGCGGACCAUCUUUGCUUCCUUCGUCCAAGCGGGACCAUUGUACACCACAGGAGAGAUGCUGGGCCUAGGUGUGGGAAUCUUGGCUGGAUGUCUCUGCCUUCUGCUGGCUGUUUAUUUCAUUGCUCAAAAAAUUAGGAAGAAGAGGCUAGGAAACAGGAAGAGUGUGGCCUUCACCUCGGCACGGGCUACCACAGAGGCAUAAACCCCGUCUCGAUGCCAUGGACGCCUUCCCCUCAUACCCAUCAGGGGUCUCUCUAAGGGGGUGCAGGGGCUGGACCAGAAGUAGCAGGCAGACACAUGUCCUUCUCCAUACCAACUCUGCACACAUACGCCAGAGAAGCAAGGAUCCAGGGCUUCAAGGAAGAGUGGAGUCUCUGGCCAAAGCACGUAGGUCAGGAGAUCCCUGCUUUAACAGGCAGCUAUGAAGAAGCUGAAAUGUGCCCUGACGUCCCUCACCUCACACCUUCAUGGCCCCUCCCCUAGACACACCUAGAUACAUGUCUAGGAAAAAGCUGCUGCUGGGAGUUUAGUUAUUUUUUUUUUGCUCAAUAUAUGUUUGAAAACCUUA
Messenger RNA from Microtus ochrogaster (prairie vole), 2340 nucleotides. It is a transcript of the gene Ca14, whose product is annotated as carbonic anhydrase 14. The record is from RefSeq and is a predicted model, not a curated record. NCBI's taxonomy places the organism in Eukaryota, Metazoa, Chordata, Mammalia, Rodentia, Cricetidae. Gene Ontology annotation, cellular component: plasma membrane. Gene Ontology annotation, molecular function: carbonate dehydratase activity; zinc ion binding.